Molecule: messenger RNA, 1062 nt
Organism: Pyricularia pennisetigena
Lineage: Eukaryota; Fungi; Ascomycota; Sordariomycetes; Magnaporthales; Pyriculariaceae
Exons: 1
Coding region: 1-1062 (353 amino acids)
Source: RefSeq, a predicted model, not a curated record
AUGCACUUCUCCACCUUCACCUCACUGGCUGUGAUUCUGGGCGCGGGCGUCCCCUCUUUGGCAUGCGGAAUCAACAGAGCUGCCGACCAAGGUCCCGGUCCGAGCCUCGCCCUCUCUCGGCGUCACAUCAGAAUGUCAAAACGCCAGACUCGCCCGCCGGGGACUGAUCCUCUCAAAACUCUCCGCAUACUCAACCCACAUCCGGGAAUCUUUGCCUACUACGACGGCCGUACAGGCGAACGAUUUCAUUCGGAUCAGUCCAACUGGCUUGACGAUGGCGCCUUCACCCUGGGAGUUUCCACAUACUCCAUCGUGUCGGGCGACACGGCCCUCCUCUACGAUGCAGCCAUCACCGAGUCGCACGCACAGGCCAUGAUCACGCACUUGAAAUCCAUGGGCGUCACCAAGACGACCACGGUCUACAGCCACUUCCACACCGACCACGUCGCCGGCGCCGGCGCCCUGCAGCGCGCCGGCACAAACUUCACCGGCCAUGAGCUCACAGUGAGCACGCUGAAAAGUCAGGCUGCAGACUACGCCGCCCUGGACCCGCCCAUCCCGAACGUCUUCCCGCCGACCACCACCUACAAGGACGUGGCGACGGUCCAGGUCGGCAACCGCACGGUGGAGAUGCACCACUUCCACAUCCACACCACCGACGGGACGGUCCUCUACCUCCCCAAGGAGCAGAUCCUUUUUGCCGGAGACACCCUGGAGGACACGGCAACCUUCAUCGCCGAGCCCGGGUCCAUCGACACCCACGUCAAGGAACUCCAGCGCAUGGCGACGCUGCCGAUCGCCAAGAUCCUGCCGGCCCACGGCAGCCCGGACCGUAUAGCUGCGGGAGGCUACGGGCCCGAGUUCAUCAACGCCACCGUGCGCUAUCUCAACGCCGUGAACUCGCCAGUCGCCGAGCCACCUGCCUGGAACCAGAAGCUGGAGGAGGUGGUCAAGGAUGACGUCGCCGCCGGCAACCUGAUUUACUUUGCGCAGUACGAGGAGGUUCACCGGUCCAACGUGCAGGGUAUACAGCAAGUGAGAAGCGGCGGCGGUCAAGAGUAA